Nicotiana attenuata is the source of this 1228-nucleotide messenger RNA. RefSeq names its product agamous-like MADS-box protein AGL27. The record is from RefSeq and is a predicted model, not a curated record. The coding region runs from base 339 to 956 and encodes 205 amino acids. Gene Ontology annotation, molecular function: DNA-binding transcription factor activity, RNA polymerase II-specific; protein dimerization activity; RNA polymerase II cis-regulatory region sequence-specific DNA binding. Gene Ontology annotation, cellular component: nucleus. The transcript has 7 exons. Lineage: Eukaryota; Viridiplantae; Streptophyta; Magnoliopsida; Solanales; Solanaceae. Gene Ontology annotation, biological process: positive regulation of transcription by RNA polymerase II.
GAAAUUACGCGAGUACGAGUACGAGUACGCGACCAACGCAGCAGUGUCAGUCAGUCCUGCAGCCACGAAUUUGCAUAAUUGGGCAGGUUUUUGGUGCCUUCAUAUAUAUAUAUAUAUAUAAGUCCAAAAGUGUGAAUAUAUCUCGACAGUUUAAUAAAUUUGCCAUUUACUGCGUGACCUUGGAGAGAGUGGUUGGGUGGGGGAGAACAGUGAAACAUGUUUUUUUCUGUGAAUAGUGAUAAAAACCCCUAGAUACGAUGAUAGUGAUACAUAGAAACCAAAUAUUUCCCCCAAAAUAUUUCCAAUUUGGGGCUUGGCUUGGCUUGGUUGAUUAAGGAAUGGGGCGGAAGAAGGUGGAAAUAAAGCCAAUCAAAGACAAGAACAGCAGACAAGUGACGUUUUCAAAACGGAGGAAAGGACUCCUAAAGAAAGCCAAACAACUCUCCAUUCUUUGCGAUGUCGAUGUCGCUGUUGUCGUCUUCUCCAACCAUGGCAGACUCUACGAUUUCUCCAGCACUAACAGUCUAGUAGAGAUCGUUCGACGAUAUCACAACCAUGUGGAAGCAGAAAAAGAGAUCUCUGCAGAUGUUUCUGACACAGAGCACUCUAAAUAUGCAAGCUUCAUGACAGUGGGAGAACUGUUACAAACAGUAGAAAGGCGACUCGAGGAGCCUGAUGUUGAUGGUCUCAGUGUGACUGACCUUGUCCAUUUGGAAAACCAACUACAAUCUGCUCUGAUGCAAGCCAGAUCUCGGAAGACACAUUUGAUGGUUGAAUAUAUCAAGAGUCUUCAAGAGAAGGAAAAACUGCUGAGGGAAGAAAACAAACUUCUGGAGGACAGGAUAGCUAUGAUGAAGAAAAACAGAGAAGUGAAUGGGAUGGCUUCGGAUUUCACUAACCUAGCACCAGUCCGCAUGAUUUGUGGACAGCAGAGAGCGAUGCUGAAUUUCCUCUAGUUAUUGCUGUAUCUGUCAAGUAUUCUUGUAGAAGCUCAACGGGCACAAUUUGCCACGUCUAUCCGGUGCUUCUAACUUGGCACCUCUACUUUGUAAUUCACAUUUGUAUGAAGGAUCAUGCUGUACCUGAAACACCUCAAAUUAAAUUAAUAGUAAAAGAUAUUGGUGUAAUCUUUAUAAAGAAAUAGUAUUUAAUUUUUCGUCUGUAAGACCAACUAUGAUGAGCUCUUUUUUCCUUUUCAAAUGUGUAUGGAUUCAGUAAUGUCUUUUAA